This is a messenger RNA of Papilio machaon (common yellow swallowtail), 696 nucleotides long. RefSeq lists its product as uncharacterized. The record is from RefSeq and is a predicted model, not a curated record. The transcript is spliced from 2 exons. Bases 297 to 599 code for a protein of 100 amino acids. NCBI's taxonomy places the organism in Eukaryota, Metazoa, Arthropoda, Insecta, Lepidoptera, Papilionidae.
UUUUCAGUUUUAACAGCACCAUUACAACAGAAAACGAAAAAUAAUACUAAGAUAUAAUUUCAAAAAUUUUAAAAAAGGGUGAGAGCAAUAAAGUUACUAUAAUAUCUAAAUUUAGCUACCUAUCUAGACAUUCAACGAGCUAGGCAUUCCCGGGCUCCCGAUCAAUAAAUCCCGCGUAUUCCAGAACGCCAGUACGCAGACGCGGCGGCCAUCUUGUUUGACAGCCAAUGGCGGGAUAGGCUCUGUUGUACAUUUGCAAAACAUCAUCACAAAAAUAUUGUAAAUAAUCAGUAAAAAUGAGCCCCGAAAGAGAAGUACAAGAGUCGGACGACAUGUUGGAAUCCAUAGACGAAUUAAAAGAGAGAUUGACUUCAAUGAAAAAGAUGAUGGAAGAAAGAAAGGCGACGGGAUCUGGCACGAAAGAUCUUUUUCAAGGUCACGCGCGGAGCCUCCAAGGAACCACAAUGAUAGACGGGAACUUCCUCUCUUUCGUCUUCGGUGGCUCCCUCUUUGUUAUUCUCAGUGUAUCUGUUUACGCCUUCUACAAUCUAUAUCACGCAGUCUUAAAGAAGUUUCCAUCGACACAUACGGAGUUGUAAAUUGAAAUUUAAGUUGAAAGAAAUAGAGUUCGUAUUGCAAUGUUUUGUGAUAUUAAAUUAUCUUAUAAUGCUAGUUGUUGGUGAAUGAUAAAUAUUU